AUGGCUUUUUGUCCUAGAUUUAGACAGGAUAAAUCAAAAUGCCCACGUUUGGGCUCAUGCGCAACAUAAAAGGAAAACACGGAACAAAAACGACAAACAAAACAAAAGUUUACUAUAUAAAUAGUUAUUAAUAAUGCUUACUAUGUUUUGUCACGUGAGAGAACUUGGGAAAGUUGCAUUUAAAUUUGAAUGAAAAAAAAUGUUAUACAUCUUCUUGAAUUGGAAUCCUGUAUCCUGUAAUAUUAAUGCUGGUAAUCAAUAAUGUCAGAGGACUUACAGAAUAUUAUUGUGUUGCUGAAACGACUAAACACUGUGGAGUGGGUGGACUCAAAAUUCUGGACCCAGCCCAAUCACCCACACACGUACACACAGUUGUGGUCAUGAGACAUUCAGUCCAUUCAGUCAGCGACAUUCAGGCCUGGGAUUAAGUUUAGUGAGCUGCAGCAACACAGAAGGUACGUGGGAGCCAAAGGUUUCGUUUCUCCCUCAGCGUCACAAUGGCCGACAUGGACGAGAGUCAGUUUUCUCUGAUGUGUCUGGAGGAUGAGCUGACCUGCUGCAUCUGUCUUGGUACUUUUAACUGUCCGGUGACAAUUCCCUGCGGGCACAAUUUCUGCCAGGACUGCCUGCUCGACUCCUGGCAGGACUCUGACUACAGCUGUCCGCAGUGUCGGACCGUCUUCCCCACCAAACCGGAGCUAAAGAAAAACACGGUCCUCUGCUCGGUCGUGGAGACCUUUAAGAGCAAAAGCGAGGUUAUUCUGACCGCAGAAGAUAACAAAGCCAAGAAAAAGGAUGUCAUACGUUGUGAUACAUGCAUGGAGGCAGAAGCGUCCCAAACCUGCCUCACCUGUAUGGCCUCUUUCUGUGAGGAGCACCUGCGUCCUCACCGGGAAAAUCCGAAAUUUAGCGUCCACCAGCUGAUUGAGCCUGUCGGCGACCUGUCUGAGCACAUCUGCACGGACCACCACAAGCUGAUGGAGUUCUUCUGCAGCGAUCACAGCCAAGCCAUCUGCAGCCUCUGCCUCCAGCAAGUUCAUAAAGGAUGCUCCUUCAUGUCUCCUGAGGAGCAGAGGAACCUCAAAGAGUCCGACCUCAGAGACAAGUUGGGUUUGCUGGACGGGAAGAUUGAGAGGACUGAGACGGUUAUGUUUCAAAUCAAUGACACACAGAGCAAGCUGAAGGAUGCAGCAACCAAAAGGAAGACAGCAUUUGCUGCCGUGUUUCAGCAAAUGCAUGAUAUGUUGGCCCAAGUAGAAUGUGAGGCCCAGCAUGUGGUGGACUGCGAACUGGAGACUGGUCAAAAGAAACUUUGUGACUUCAUGAAGAGGUUAACUGAGAAUACUGAGAACAUGAGAAAAGCCAGAGAAGAUGUCAACAAUUUGCUGAGUCAAUCCCAAACCCUGGCUUUUCUACAGGCUUCAGUCGACUUGCCCCGGGCUGUAAAGUUUGACCCAUACGCCCCUCGAAUCAACCUGGACUCCAAGAAGGUGAUAGCAACGCAGGCCUUUGCUGCUGCACUGAAGGAACAUCUGACAGAGAUGUUUAAACAGCCCGUUGAGGCCAGACAAGUGAUGCUUAAACCAGAUGAAAAAGCAGAUCCUGUUUCAGGAGGUGCUGGAUCUCAGCCAAAAUCUGAACAACCAGAUCCCCAGCAGCAAGGGCAGCCCAUGUCCCACAGCUCAGGUUUUCCAUCCAUGCAGCCAUUCAUCCAGACAGUGCCUGUACCUGUUUACAUCGGAGGACAUGGAGGCUGGAAUCCACAGUACGGACGUGGCCAGUCAGCAGGCCCUAACAGGGGUCCUCCAUUUAAGGGAGGACAAAGGCCAGACAAGAAAAGUGAUGGCGGUCAACAACACUCCCACAAACAAGACAAAAAGCCCCACAGUGGACCGGGAGGACAUCAGCCAAGUGGAAAAGGAUCCGACUCCACUAAGAAGGACAAUCCCAGAAGCCACCCUUCAGGAGGGAAACCAAAUAAAAACCAUCCAGGGCCUCAUAAAAAAUAACUGGAUGCAGCUUUUUACUUAAGCCAUUUGCUCCUCUCGGGAGCAUAGGCCAUUGACAAAAUUGUCAUUCACUUCACUCAGUUGUUGGUGGUUCUUUCAAAAAUGUUCCUGUAUUUUUCUUGUUGCUUGGUGGAUCCAGUUCAGGGCUUGUAGGGUGAGAUUUUGUCUGAGUGUCCAAUCCAACUCAACUUUCCUUUAAUUUUAAACCUUUGUUUAAUUAUUUAAACCUGACAUACACAUAAGGAAUUUAUGUUUGCAGCCUGUUUGUCGUGUGCUUUGUUGUUCUGCAUGUUUCAGCUCUAUACACCAUAUGUACUUUGGUGUUAAGAUGUGUUUUGAGUUUCACAUCGUCCACCCUAGCUUUUCUGAUUGUGCUUGCUUAUAGAUGUAGCAGAUUAAUCAUUAUAGAGAAGCAAAUACAACAAAACAAGGAGAGACUUGGUGAAUUAAAAUAAGUCAGUCACAUGACAGGGAGUGACACUAUUCUAUUGCAUUCUAAAUGCCUAAAUAAACAGUUUUUGCACGAUGAAGUUUAUCUGUAAAUGAAGGGCGGUAGCAGUUGCUUGGAAAUGAACACGACAUUUGACUCAUUUGUUAGCUUGUUUAAUGACUAACAUCCAACUGGAAUGAUGUCAAGAACGUGGCUGCUGUGAUCUCUGACUGUGGAAAGCAGCAGCUAGCAGUUAGUAGAGAAAAAUUAAAACACAGAGACACAGUAUCUAUCUGAAAAUAUUUAUGGGAAUGUCUUCAAAUUACAUUCAGUUCAAUCCAAAUCUGGUUGUCAUCUGUAGUAACAACUUGACCGAACCCUCUUUACCACUUUUGUAAAUUGCUGUUAUAUGAUUAUUACCAAUAAAAGCUCAAUCUCA
Molecule: messenger RNA, 2878 nt
Organism: Larimichthys crocea (large yellow croaker)
Lineage: Eukaryota; Metazoa; Chordata; Actinopteri; Sciaenidae
Product: E3 ubiquitin/ISG15 ligase TRIM25
Exons: 9
Coding region: 498-2009 (503 amino acids)
Molecular function (GO): zinc ion binding
Source: RefSeq, a predicted model, not a curated record